AUGAACCUGGGCCUGGCAAGCAAGCCGUUGGUAGCCAAGCCCCAAGGAUGCAAGGAUUCGCGCUCCGGAGAUGGCCUCCUGUUCCCAGUGCCGGGGGAUGCGCUGACUAACCAUCUCUGGCUGGAUCAUCGUGACAAGGCAAGGUCUGGGACGCUACGGGGAGAGAGAUAUGAUAUAGAGUUCAAGUGGGAUAUCAGUAAUGAGAUGCCAGGUAAGAAAAGACACGAUGACCUGCACAGAAUACGCGUGUACAGGCGGAGCAUUUGA
Molecule: messenger RNA, 267 nt
Organism: Trichoderma harzianum CBS 226.95
Lineage: Eukaryota; Fungi; Ascomycota; Sordariomycetes; Hypocreales; Hypocreaceae
Exons: 1
Coding region: 1-267 (88 amino acids)
Source: RefSeq, a predicted model, not a curated record